GCCACACUGAGCCAUGGCGUAAAUAAAUGCAUUUCUAAAUAAUUAACAAUUACCAAUGUCUGUAUAAAAUGUUGCUAAAUAAGAAGGAACUCAUGUACAAACAGCUGGUGGAAAAGCUGUAUGACAGGUGCCAGAGGAUUCAGGCGGAAAAUGAGCGAUGUGUGAUGAGAGUAAAUGGAAUCAAAAAGAUAGUGAGAAGGCGCAAUCAUGAUGUGGAACUUCUGAAAAGACGACUAGAUAAGCACGGAGACAACUGGCGAUCAGUUCCCAUGGUGGCUCCACAUCCCAAAGGCAAAACCGAGCAGAAGCGCCGAGGACCGAAGCCCAAAAACAAGCAGGCGGCGGAUGAAACAGGAACACCAGGGUCUGAGCCUGGCUCCACCACUCCAGCAGCACGGAAGCCCCGAAAGCAAAAGGCCAAACAGCCACCCAUUAAUCUCAAUCCAGUCAUCGCACCUCCGCAUCCACAUCCACAACCUCAAUUGUUAACCUGAACCUAAGAGAUUCUAUGUAUUCUAUUUUUAAGAUAAAGGGCUUUUAUACUUUUCACUGUAAUCUUAAGACAAAUAAAACCCAAAUCCACAAGCGAA
Messenger RNA from Drosophila teissieri, 590 nucleotides. RefSeq names its product TCF3 fusion partner homolog. The coding region runs from base 69 to 494 and encodes 141 amino acids. The transcript is spliced from 2 exons. Gene Ontology annotation, molecular function: DNA binding. Gene Ontology annotation, cellular component: Ino80 complex. The record is from RefSeq and is a predicted model, not a curated record. Gene Ontology annotation, biological process: positive regulation of apoptotic process; apoptotic signaling pathway; apoptotic process. NCBI's taxonomy places the organism in Eukaryota, Metazoa, Arthropoda, Insecta, Diptera, Drosophilidae.